Messenger RNA from Prionailurus viverrinus (fishing cat), 2986 nucleotides. RefSeq names its product low density lipoprotein receptor adaptor protein 1 (gene LDLRAP1). Bases 295 to 1089 code for a protein of 264 amino acids. The record is from RefSeq and is a predicted model, not a curated record. Gene Ontology annotation, cellular component: early endosome. NCBI's taxonomy places the organism in Eukaryota, Metazoa, Chordata, Mammalia, Carnivora, Felidae. The transcript has 10 exons.
CUGACGGAGUUUUGGCGGCGGCGGCCGGAGCGGCCAUGGACGCGCUCAAGUCCGCGGGGCGGGCGCUGAUCCGGAGCCCCAGCCUCGCCAAGCAGAGCUGGGGGGGCGGCGGCCGGCAUCGGAGGCAGGCUGGAGCCAUGGAACCACCCAGGUUUGAAUUCUGUUCUGACUCCAGCCCUUUACUCACUGCACGUGGACUUUGUCUGAUGACUUUGCCUCUCUGAACCUCAGUUUCCUAAUCUGUAAGAGCUGCCAGAGAACUGGACGGACACUCGGGAGACACUGCUCGAGGGGAUGCUCUUCAGCCUCAAGUACCUGGGCAUGACGCUGGUGGAGCAGCCCAAGGGCGAGGAGCUGUCGGCUGCUGCCGUCAAGAGGAUUGUGGCCACGGCAAAGGCCAGCGGGAAGAAGCUGCAGAAAGUGACUCUCAAGGUGUCACCACGGGGGAUUAUCCUGACCGACAACAUCACCAACCAGCUCAUUGAGAACGUGUCCAUUUACAGGAUCUCCUACUGCACAGCAGACAAGAUGCACGACAAAGUGUUUGCGUACAUCGCACAGAGCCAGCACAACGAGAAUCUCGAGUGCCAUGCCUUCCUCUGCACCAAGCGGAAAAUGGCCCAGGCUGUCACCCUCACAGUAGCCCAGGCCUUCAAAGUUGCCUUUGAGUUUUGGCAGGUGUCCAAGGAAGAGAAGGAGAAGAGGGAGAAAGCCAGCCAAGAAGGAGGGGACGUCCUGGGUGGGGGCCUCCGUGACAACACCCCAUCGUUGAAGAGCUUGGUUGCCACUGGGAACCUGCUGGACUUGGAAGAGACGGCCAAGGCCCCGCUGUCCACAGUCAGCGCUAAUACCACUAACAUGGAUGAGGCACCGAGGCCUCAAGCCUUGAACAAUAGCAGCGUUGUCUGGGAGCUGGAUGACGGCCUGGAUGAAGCAUUUUCAAGGCUUGCCCAGUCUCGGACGAACCCUCAGGUCCUGGACACUGGAUUGACAGCACAGGACAUCCAUUACGCCCAGUGCCUCUCACCUGUCGACUGGGACAAGCCUGACAGCAGCGGCGCCGAGCAGGAUGACCUCUUCAGCUUCUGAGGUCCCCGGGGCUGGCGGGACACGUGACAGACCAAAGCCUCUUGUGGCGGGGGGCGGGGGGGGGCCAGCUCCAGGGCCCCCAACCACCCUCUUCCGGUUGGCAGCACCGUUGGCCUGCAAAUCAAAGCCGCGUCCGGUCAAGCAGGGGGAAAGGAGAAGUUGGUGUGUUUUUUUUGCCACACUCUUAUCCUAAGAACUGAAGGAUGCCUUGAAUAUUUAUUCAGCGACUCCUGGUUCACCUCGGAAGCCAGUUUUGCAUCAGGCACAAGUGCAGUGUUUUAACCAGCUUUUUGCCCUGUCCUGAGAAAGCUCUGCUCUGCUGUGGGUAUCAGGACGGUGACCAAAGCAUUUCUUGUCCCUUCUCUUUUUCUAAGGACCCAAAUUUCCCUGGAGGCGUCCCCACACCUUACAGAAAACUGUCAUUUUUGAGCACAGGAGGGCCCUGUGGCUUCAGGGGAGCCCCGAGUCUUGUGCCGGGGCCCCAGCAGGUGUGGGCCUGAGCCCCUGGCCCUCCCCGGGCUCUGAGAGACAGAGGGGCAGCCCCUGACCAAAGACAACGCGUAGCUGGCACUUUAAAGCACACACGGCAGGUGUGGCCCCCGGGGGCUCCUCGAUGGUGCUGUUGGCAUAGAGCUUUCUGUCUGGCUGCCCGUAGGUUCCCAGGGUCUGACUGCAACAGUGGAAAUCAUCUCUGUGUGACUGCCCUGUCGGCGUCCCCCGCCCCGCCUCUCCCCCCGUCGAUGAGCAUGUGCCCACUCUCCUGUUUCGUCUGCGCGGGUGUCUCUGAGCCCCGAGUCCCCAUGCUCCCUGGGACAAUGCGUGGAGCCCAACACCUAGACUUGGUCAGGACUAUCUGGUCGCCGUUUUACAGGCAAGGAAAUGGGCCCCAAACGUGGAAGGGGUGGGGCGCACACUAGAACCAGAUCCCAUGCCAAAGUUGCCUUCUCACCCUCCCUUCUCCCAGCUUGCACCUCCUUUCUGGUUUUGUUGUCCUCCCAGGAACCAAAAACCCCAGCUAUUUUCUGACCAAAAUGUGUUUCAUAACAAACCAUCUGGUGCCUUUCCACACAGAACUGGCUUGAGCCUCCGUGCCCUGCUAGCUGUCUGGCUGCCGACUUCCGUGCAAAUGGAAGUACUGAUGCUAAUUUGGAGGGUGAAACAAAACCAAACUCUGGAAGCGUCACCCUCUUCCUGACUCUCACCCCUGGGUCGGGACAUGUCAGCAGCAGUCUGUCCUCAGUCUCCCUUCCUCCCCCCUCCCCCCCCACCACGUCACCCCUCGGGGCGCCCAUCAGAGCUGCCAGAGUCUUCUCCACCCAGAGGUGCCUCCCAGGCCUGGCUUUGCUAAGCUCAAGUCACUGAUCACAGUUCGAGCAGGUUUCACCAGCCCAGGAGACACACACACACCAUUUCUCAGAAUCUGCUUGUCCAAGCACUUGAAUCAGCACAAAGACAGAAGGGCCUGGGCAAGGAGUGGGGUGGCACUUGUCGAGUCUAUCAGAAUAUGGGGUCGUUUCUUUCCCUGCCCAGCUCUUGCACCUCGCUGCCCACCCCAGACCUCCUUGGUAUUGGCCCCUGGAUUUGUUACGCGGCAGCACGUGUUGGGCCUGAAAGCUGUCCCUGGCAGGAGGAUCUGGGAGCCCCAAGAAAGGCCAUGCUUGAGAGUGUGUGUGUGUGUGUGUGUGUGUGUGUGUGUGUGUGAGAGAGAGAGAGAGAGAGAGAGAGAGAGAGAGAGAGUGAGAGAGACUUGACCUUCACAGUGGUCUUUGGCUGAUAAGCCUUUGGGUAUGCUCCAGUGUGUCUGCAGAUAAGUCUUAUGCUUUACUUUGUGUUGCUGUUAAAGUUGUUCUAAUGAGGAAAAGAAUAAGUAAUAAAGGUUCUCUUUUUGAAAUACAAA